This is a messenger RNA of Mesoplodon densirostris (Blainville's beaked whale), 1331 nucleotides long. RefSeq names its product S100P-binding protein-like. The record is from RefSeq and is a predicted model, not a curated record. Lineage: Eukaryota; Metazoa; Chordata; Mammalia; Artiodactyla; Ziphiidae. The transcript has a single exon. Gene Ontology annotation, cellular component: nucleus; cytosol. Gene Ontology annotation, molecular function: calcium-dependent protein binding.
GGAGCUGAACGCUUUUUCCAUUUGGUCUCGUGGCAAAGGCAGAGAUCACACCAGCAGCUCCACACAGUAUGAUGUGCUCACUAGUGCCCUCUGAACAGUCUUCUGGUACCUCUCUCUUGCCUAAAGACAAUGACCCAUUUUCUUGGGAUUCCUUGGAUGAGGAUGGAUUGGAUGACUCCUUGCUGGAGCUGUCCAUUGGAAAAGAUGAUGGCCCUUUCAUUUUCAUGGAGGAAGAGAUUCAGGAGCUCUUGAAGGAUGAUGACCUGUCAAAUGAGCACUUUUCUUGGGGAGGAGGCUUGUCUAACGAUGACAGCAGGAAUGUUGGGAAGGGAGGGAAAGGGAGUCAAAUUCCACUUGAUACUCCCCAAGAGAAAAAUUCAUUGUACAGCUUGGGACCAGAAGCUGAGACCUCUGGCCUCUUCAAACUACCUCAACUAAAUACAUCAGUUGGUCAUGGACCAACUCCUACUAAACCAUUGAACAGACGCUUUGCACUAGAAAAGAAUCUUAUAAAAGUUACAGUUGCACCAUUUGAUCCAACAGUUUGUGAUGUUGCACUUGAUAAGGACAAGAUUGAUACAUCCGAAGUUACUGAAAAACCCUCCUCCCUUGGAGAAGAGAUGAGAGAAGAUGGUCUUAGCCUAAAUGAGAGCACAGUUUUCACAGAAUCUGAAUGGAUCAGCCCCAAUACUUCUGCCUAUGAUGGGCCCCUACUCCCUUCUUCAAACAGUAAGUUUCAACAAACUGUCUCUGAUAAAAAUAUGUCUAACAGUAAGAAACCUACACCUGUAACCUCUCAGAUACUGAACCAUUCAGAGACUCCUUCUAAUACGGGAUCAUCCUGGAGAAAUGGAUCACAUAAAUCAAGUUUUGAGAUGAGGUUUCCAGUUGUUUCCAGUUCAUCAAACAAAGAUGUUCUUGACAAGGAUUCUGGGAAUCUGAAGUUCCAUGAAAAAAGACUAGGCAAAGUCAUUCCUGUUCUGCAAACCAAAACAAGGACUAAUAUUCUGACGUUUUCACCAUCAGAUCUAGAAAAGCAGAAGCAAAGUUAUCUCAGGAAUGUCAUUGCUCAUAUAGAAGACCCAGUGGACUCUAACCAAUGUACCUUGGGGGAGCUGUGUGCCUUGAUGGAUCACAUUUAUCACAUGCAGAACCCAAAAUGGUAGCAUCCUUCGGACCUCACCAGGUGAAACUACGCCCGGUUCCAACAGAAAUCUCUGCAAAGAUACAGUCUGACUCAGUGGGUUGAUGGGAACAUGCGAAGCCACCAUCGGUUCCAGCGUCUACCAGAUUUCCUGUACAGUCCAUUUGUCUCCUCCCAUCAGCAGUGA